Messenger RNA from Limulus polyphemus (Atlantic horseshoe crab), 4657 nucleotides. RefSeq names its product protein FAM49B-like. The record is from RefSeq and is a predicted model, not a curated record. Bases 50 to 682 code for a protein of 210 amino acids. Gene Ontology annotation, molecular function: small GTPase binding. The transcript is spliced from 6 exons. Gene Ontology annotation, biological process: regulation of actin filament polymerization. NCBI's taxonomy places the organism in Eukaryota, Metazoa, Arthropoda, Merostomata, Xiphosura, Limulidae.
UUCAGGAGAAGCUGUGCCGAAGGUUUUAUGGGAGCUUUGUUCAGGAUCUAUGUCUCCUUCUCAACAUCUUAAGUCCCAGCAAGCAUUAGUCAAGCAAUUUGCUGAGAUUUUAGAUUUUGUACUGAAAUUUGAUGAUCUAAAGAUGACAAACCCAGCAAUACAGAAUGAUUUUAGCUACUACAGAAGAACAGUUAGCAGGCUGCGACUAGCAAAUCAAGAUUCUGUUGAUGAAGAAUGUGAAGUUCCCAAUGAAUUAGCCAAUAAAAUGUCUUUGUUCUAUGCUCAUGCCACACCUAUGUUGAAAAUGCUUAGUGAUGCAACGACUCAGUUUGUGGCUGACAAUAAAGAUCUUCCCAUUGAAAACACAACAGAGACUUUAGGUACAAUGGCAAAAGUCUGUCAACGAAUGGUUGAAAACCCGGGAUUCUGUUCAAGAUUUAAAAAUGAGGAGACCAUCUUAUUUGUGCUGAGAGUGAUGGUUGGUGUCAUCAUUCUUUAUGAUCAUGUUCACCCAGUAGGAGCAUUCACAAAGACCUCACACAUUGAUGUUAAGGGAUCUAUUAAAGUUCUUAAGGAACAACCACCUAAUGUUGUGGAAGGUUUACUAAAUGUUCUUAGGUAUACAACAAGGCACCUGAAUGAUGAAUCAACACCAAAACAUAUUAAAGGUCUUCUAGCAUAAUAUAAUGAUUUUUUUUUUCUGUAAUAUAUAAAUGAGAUGAUGCAAUGCUUGUAAGUAUCUAACCUUCUUCGAAGUUUGUUUUACAAACAUACUAAAGAAGAAUCCAUUGAAAGAUGUGUUCUAUCCAGUGGUUCUGGUUUUACUUUGAGUGAUAUUAUUGGUUUUUUUUAUUUUACCUCGUACUCACAUGUAAAUAGAAGAUGUGAGGCUGCUUCUUUAUUUGUAUCAUAAGAAAAAUACGUUUUUCAUAAAGACUGCAUUUGUAUUGUUUUACUUCUUGAACAAAUACCGUGGAAUCUACAUUUAUAUAUAUUUGUCCAUUCCUUGUCAGUAUUACAGAUUAUAAUUAUAUUGAUGUUUUCAAAGAUUAUCUUAUACAAGUAUUGGUCAUUUGAAAUUUCUAAAAUAUUGAUGUAACUCAUUAUUUGAUGUAUAAUAAUUGAUCAUUGCACAUUGUGAAACUUUAUUCACUUUAAAAACGGUGUUUUUGGAAUGUGUAUGUAUUGAUCUAGAUAUAUAUUUUGGUAACCAGCCAGAUGGUUUCUCUGAGCACUGGUAAAUUAGCUAGCAAAUGUUGAUGUAAUCUUAAAUGUAUUGCUGUCUGAAGCGUGUUAAGUCAAGAUCUGAUUUCUGGACUUUACAUGUGGCUAGAUCAGGAGUGCUUGUUUCUGCUAUGUAUGAAGACUCUGAAGUCAGUAUAUUGUAUUCUACUUAUCCUUACUGACAGAGUUAAUCAGUAUAAUAUAACUGAAACCAAGUACAUGAAUUUUGAGGUUUAAAUUUCUGUUGUUUGGAAAAACUUAAAAAACCGUUGCAAAUAUUAUUUAGAAUUUUAUCUUAGAUUCAACAAGUAAUGUUUCAAGGUGUUCUUUUUCUAGUCCCUUCAAGAUAUAAAGAGGAGCUACAUUUAUUGACAAGGCUCGUUAUUGUCAUUGUCACAAAUAUUAAAAUUGUAUGUGUUUUUUUCCUGUAUCUGUAACUUGGAUUAUUAAGCUUAGAUUGGGAAUGAUCACAACCCUGAUUUGUAGGAACAUUGUUCCACAAUAUUUCAAGUUAAAAAAUGUACAAUUUCAGGUAAACAAAAAUAACGAGUUUUAUUGUUGCCGGAAAAAAUUGUGGCAGCAGUUGCUAGUUUUGACAGCAUGGCUUACAAAGUGUUUACAGCAAUUACUGUUUUAUUUUAUUUUUUAAAUAAUUGGGAUUUUUAAAUACAUGACUAACAAGGUUUUCACAGUAAUUACAGCCCCCUAGUGGCUCAGUGGUAAGCCUGCAAACUUAUAACUCUAAAAACUGGAUUUCGAUACCCAUGGUGGACACAGCACAGAUAGCCCAGUAUAGGUUUGUGCUUAACUACAAAUAAACAAAUAAAACAAUUACUGUAUUUGUAACGUUUUUAAAAUCAGGAAAAUGACUAAAAAGGGAAGAUUGGUAUACUAUUAGAAACAAAAUAAAUAAUUUAGUUUCAUUGAUUAUCAUAAUUUUAUUACUAUUUUAUGAAACUUGCAUAAUAUACAUUAGAGUUAGUGUAAUGAUUAAAAAAUAAAUUAAAAUUUUAGUAUUAUGACAAUAUCAGUUGCAAAUUCAUAAACACAAAAUUUAAAAAAUUGCAAUACAUUUUUUUGUGCAACAUUUCGAAAGCCCAAUAAGUUGCUUGAAAUUGGAGUUACACUUUUGUGUGAUUCCACAGCUUGCUGUAGAGCCUAUAUCUUUUUUUUUCCAGGCAGUUUGAAUUUACCACAAAAAUUAAUUGUAUUUUCUGAAAUGAAAAUAAUUGCUUUAAUCUUGUAUUUUGUGUUAACAUAUUCAAGUUUCAAGAAUACCAGGCAUUAAUGAAAAUAUCAAAACUUGUUUAACUGCAAACUUUUGAUUUCCUGGCUGAAGAAAAGCAUUUAGCAGGUUAAAUACUCGAUCUUCAUGAACACCUUCAUUACAGCUUGUGUCUGUAAAAUACUGAGUAUGUCUCUCGUGAUAUAACAUUUCUUCUUUGAGGAAAUCAAUUAUCAGUUUUACAAAAUAAUAUUAUGACCUUGUACAGUUGAUUUAAAAUUAAAGAUCUCACACUAGCCUUAGUAAUACUUUAACAUUCACCAAAUAACAAGUUUUAUGUCCUUUAAAAAACUGGUAAAUUUUGUAAAAUUCUGAUGCAUAAUGUCAUAUAUAUAUUGGUGUUAUUUUAUGAACCAUCAUGUGAACUGAAAAUUUGAUAAAAACCAAAUAUGCCUUCCUCAUCAUCAUGUGCUGUUGACUUUUUUAUUUUAUUGGAGUUUUUUAAUAUGAAGAUAUUUUAGUUUUAUAUAAACAAAGUGUUUAAACAUGUAUGAUGUGCUAAUUUUGUGUGAACUAUCAUUUGUUAGGAAUUUUAUGUAAACAUUUCCAUUUUUUAUGCAACUCAAUGGUAGAGUUGACACUGUGCAUACAAAUUAGUUAUUUGUUAUUUAUUGAUCAAUAUUUUAAGAACACUUUUUAUAAGCUUGUAAAGUUUGACAAAGACAUUAUAGAAUUGAAAUUCAUUAGAACUUGGACAUUUAUUUAAAACUGUUAUAUUUAGUUACCAAUAAUGUCAAUAAAAAAUUUGGCAUUUACAUAUAGGUUUAUGUAUUGAAUCUGUGUUGUUGUGUUUUUUUGAAUAAUUAAAGUAAGUUGAUGUUCAUUUCUAGAAAUGAUACAGAAAAGAAAUAGUAAGUGUACAAUUAUUUUUGCUUCUCAAAUUAUUUGACGUAGGUAAACUGUUAUUAAGAAUUUAUUUUCGAAAAGUAAUGUCAUCAAAACUAAUAUCAUCAAUUAACAUUAGCUUUUCAUUUAUAGCAAAGUUUAGAUUGUAUAAUAAAAUUAGUACAGAAGAAACUAGGGUUUGUGGAACAUUAUGUUUGAUUUGUAGUGAAUCAAAAUUCACAAUAUAGGAAAAGUUAUCUCUCAUAAAACUUAAAAAAAAAGUAAACUUGCACAUAUAGAGAAACAAGCUAGAUGAGCAGGAAAGUACCAGAGUCAACUGACACAGAUACUGAAUCAUCUUCUUUUUUUUAACUGAAGAUUUUAACUGAAUUAUGUGUUCAACACCUGAAUAGUAUGCCAGUAGUUUUCAAACUGUCUUUCAUAGAACCACAGGGUUGUAUGAAGGGUCAUCAGGGGUUCCCCAAAAUUUUCCAUUUAUUGUAUGUUAACCUGUUGGGGACCAAAUUUCUUUUUAAAAAUCAAGAAUCAGUUGAUAUUCAGUCUUUUCCAUACAGUUACAUACCAAGCAAACAAAAUAAAUAUAGAAGAAAUAUUUUAAGAAAUAUAGUUACAACUUUUCCAUUUGUGCUUAUCUCAUUGUGAGAAAUUUUACAUUAACAAUACUGUCACAAACUUGGCCAAUUUUAUCUUGGCUAGGCUUUAAGAGUCGGUUAAGGGUUAGGUUUCGUGACAGAAGGAAUGAAGUAAGAGGGUUCUGUGGCUUUGUAAAGUUUGAAAACUACUGCUCUACAAAACAAGAAGUUAGGCACUGUCAAGAAAUACAUUUGUAUUUCUUAAGUUUAAUGUCUUGCAAACAAUUAUGAACAUUUUUUGAUAUUAGUGUAUAAGAAUUAUAAAAAAUAUUAUUAUAAAUGUAUUAAAAUGAGAUGAACCUUUUUCUGUUUCAUGUAAUAAUAGUUUUUGGAUUCCUCCAGUAAAACUUACUUUUGAUCAGUGGUUCAGAAUAUAUGAGAUUUGAAACUAAAAUUUGAUGAUUCUUUCUUUGAAAACAUGCAAACCAGUUUUGUUUUCCAUACUUGUUAUGUAUUGUGUUUAAGGUGCUAAUAUUUAAUGCAUGUAUACAAGUAUUCUCACUGCUGUUGUAAAUGUUGUCAGAAUUUAUUGACGUGUGUAUUGUAUGGGCCAUAUUUAGAACUUCCAUUACAUUCAUGAUGUUGUACAAUAUUGCCAGAAUCUUUUAAUGGAUUAGUGAAUUACUUAAUAUUUUAUGGACAUAGAAAUAAUAAUAAAAAUUCCACUCAU